AUGGGAUCUCAGGCCUCUAUGUUACUGAGGAAUGAAGAAUUGGAGGCAAUUAAGAAGGAGACUGGCUUUUCCCAUAGUCAGAUUGCCCACCUCUAUAGACGGUUCACUACCUUGGACAAAGAAGAGAGUGGAUCUCUCAGCCGGGAAGAUUUCCAGAGGAUUCCAGAACUUGCCAUCAACCCUCUGGGAGACCGGAUCAUCAGUGCCUUCUUUCCAGAUGGAGAAGAUCAGGUGAACUUCCGUGGAUUCAUAAGAAUCUUGGCUCAUUUCCGACUCAUUGAUAAUGAUGUAAAGAACAAAGAUGUGAUUGGAUCCGAACCACUCAAUAGCCGAAUCAACAAACUACGCUUUGCUUUUCAACUAUAUAAUUUGGAUAAAGAUGACAAGAUCUCCCGCAGUGAGCUGUUACAGGUGUUACACAUGAUGGUUGGAGUGAAUAUCUCAGAUGAGCAACUGGGCAUCAUUGCAGACGGGACCAUCCAGGAAGCUGAUCAGGAUGGAGAUGGAACCAUAUCUUUCACAGAAUUUGUUAACAUUUUAGAGAAGGUGCACAUCAAGCAGAAAAUGAGCAUUCAAUUUCUUGAUUAA
This is a messenger RNA of Marmota flaviventris (yellow-bellied marmot), 588 nucleotides long. Lineage: Eukaryota; Metazoa; Chordata; Mammalia; Rodentia; Sciuridae. The record is from RefSeq and is a predicted model, not a curated record.